ACAUCAGUGGAUUAAGUCACCAUGAAGUUGGACAUGUGACGCUGUUUGAGGAGCCAGCAGUUGUACGAAUGCAUUUCCUCUCUGAUGAAGACAUACAGCUGUAAGCACUGCUGAUGCAAAGGCCAUUUCUGACCUGCUGCUGACACCCACAUCGGCUCCUCCUCCAGCUCCUCCCCCUCCUCUGCUUCAUCCUACACCACCUCCUCACCUCUUCCACCCUCCUCUUACAUGUUGCUCAAUGCUCUGAUACAGGAUGAGGCUUCCGGCCAUGUGGGAAUUUCUCCUAAUAGUGGCUCACGGUUGAAUCCGUGUGUUGGUUGAGAACGUUGGUGCAGCGUGCAUCCAAGCAGCUUUGUCAGGUGCAGCAAGCAGACGCCUGGUAGGAGACGAAAAGUCAUUUCACUCAGUGCAGCCUUGAGGACUGAAGAGGCUUUACUCUGCUUUCCUCUCCAGGGGAGUUGCUCUAACUUUGUAGCAAGGGUGACUAACGACUUUUGCCACUCAUCGAUUUCUCAGAAGAUGUUUAGCUCACGAGUUCAUAUUCAGAGAAAAAAUGGAAAAGCUUUGACGACCUCUUGAUUAUCACUGCUGAGGACCAGGAGCCAUUUCCAGUAAUUCACCCUUCUGUGAAAAAGGUCUGAACACCACCAACGAGGCACCAAAGCUGCUCUGUUGCAUGGACAGUGACACUGAACAGCUGUUGCACUUACCAUCUUGUCUCAGACAGACACUGGACUGUUUAGGAGCUACAGAGUAACAAACGACGAUGCUAAAAAACUUGUUUGCAUCAAAGCGCCUCGUACUUAGCAACUGACGAGGAUGAGAGACGGUGUGAUGACCUACCUGUAUUUGACAAGAGUGUUUUUCACCUCGUUGGAGAGACGAGCACAGAGGAAAAAAAGUCAGCGAGAGGGAACAGGGGAGGGUAAGAGCGAGUCAGCGAGGGAAGGUGUGAGGCAAACGCUGUGAGAGGGAAACAGAGAGAAGACGUGCAGAGCUGAGAAAGACACAGGGAGAAGAAACUGAGACAACUCUGCCAGACUGAAGAAGGAGUAAAGGAAAAACAGAUAUCAAAGAGCUGGCCAAACGCCCAUUUAACGCUGCAGGAUCGUGUUUUGUCAGAUCCAUAAAGGGAAAACUCUUAAUGGAGCCACAAAAGGGCACCUGUCUCUGACCUGUCAACGGUAACACAGACAGAUAACACAGAGCCAUGGAUUUAGAUUCUUCAAACAGCACUUCUGCCAACACAUCACUUUCCCAGACGGCUCCCCACAGCCUUUUGGAGAUUAUAACCAUUGCUACAGCAUCCGCCAUUGUCAGCUUGAUAACUAUUGUUGGUAACGUGCUGGUGCUGCUGUCCUUCAAAGUAAACAGCCAGCUGAAAACUGUAAACAACUACUACCUACUGAGUUUGGCUUUCGCUGACCUCAUCAUAGGAGUGUUGUCCAUGAACUUAUACACCACGUACAUCCUGAUGGGUUCUUGGCCCUUGGGAAACCUUGCAUGUGAUCUCUGGCUAGCAGUGGAUUAUGUAGCCAGCAAUGCUUCAGUUAUGAACUUACUCGUCAUCAGCUUCGACAGGUACUUCUCCAUUACGAGGCCGCUGACUUACAGGGCUAAAAGGACUCCCAAGAGAGCUGCCAUCAUGAUAGGCCUUGCAUGGCUGGUGUCUUUUGUCCUCUGGGCGCCACCCAUUCUGUGCUGGCAGUACUUUGUAGAUAAGAGAGAAUCUGACCAGUGCCAGAUCCAGUUUUUAACACAGCCUGUGAUCACAUUUGGGACAGCCAUUGCUGCUUUCUACAUCCCCGUCUCUGUUAUGACCAUCCUUUACUGUAGGAUCUACAAGGAGACGCAGAGACGGACCAAAGAUCUAGCAGAGCUGCAAGGUCUCAAAACAGAAAAUGUUCUAGAGGGCACUAAACCCCAGAAAACUAUCAUUCAUUCUUGCUUUCAUUUCACUAGAGAGAGGAGAGACCAGAGUCAGGCCUCUUGGUCCUCAUCUAACCAAAGUAACGCCACUAAAACUACCACUAGAUCAGAUAUGGCAUGGGCGAAAGCAGACCAGAUCACUUCCUUUAACAGCUACACCUCAUCUGAAGAGGAGGAGCAUCAUGUUUCGAUAGAAACCCCACAGGGAUCUUUCAAAGAGCAAAGUAGUGGUAAUAAGAACGGGAAGGUGACUGAUUAUACAGAAGAUCAGUACUUUUCCACUCCUCAGAAGAAGAGCAGUAAAAAGCACAUCUCUUAUAAGUUCAAACCUGGUUCAAAGGGAAAAAACGGCAACCCUACCAUUGCAACACCAUGUCUGCCUGAAGCAGAGCAGCCCACGAAGAAUGCCUCCCCUUCCUCCUCCACCACCUCCAAACCCAUGGACGCCGUCCUGAAGAACCAGAUCACCAAAAGAAAGAGGAAUGUACUGGUGAAGGAGAAGAAGGCGGCCCAGACUCUCAGCGCCAUCCUCCUGGCCUUCAUCCUCACAUGGACGCCGUACAACAUCAUGGUGCUCAUCUCCACUUUCUGUGGCACAUGCAUCCCUACGUCCCUGUGGCACCUGGGCUACUGGCUGUGCUAUGUCAACAGCACUAUCAACCCCAUGUGCUAUGCCCUCUGCAACAAGACCUUUCAGAAGACCUUCCGCAUGCUUCUGCUCUGCCAGUGGAGGAGGAGGAGGAGAGGCGAGGACAAGCUGUACUGGUGUGGACAAAAUCCCAACGCCAACAACAAAAUCACAUAAUGUGGCCCUGCGAAAUUAGAGCAGACGUGUUGCUUUUGCCCACAUGUGGAUUUUCCUGAUAUAUACCGUAGUCAGUGGUCAUCUUCAGCAUGAAGUGCUGCAUGUGAUUUUUGUGUUUAAGUACACGUUUGUGGAAAACGAGCUGAGCCUGAUGCAGCACUUCAUCUGCAGUUCCAGAUUAUUACAGAAAGUAAACCUAACAAAGGUUAAAGGUUAAAGAAUGUGUUUGGAUUAUUUUAAAGGGGAACUCCACCAAUUUUACACAUCAAAAGAUGUUUACAGGUAUUGGAGAGUACUACUCCAUAUGUAUAUAAAGGUAUAUGAAGCCUUUUGUGGCUCCUAAGGGAGCAACAUGAAGUCUGUUAAACUGCCCCAAGCGAUGUCUCCUGAGUCAGUGUACGUUAGGGUCUGAAGACUACAAAUUUGAAAAUGAAAUAAUUCUGGGGAUGUAAGUAAGAAAGAAGUGAGCUUACCAGAUGUCUGUGGUUUGCUCCUCACUCUGCUUGAGGCUAGUGGAUUACAUUAGCCGCUACUACAAUAACAGACCCUGAUCUCCAACCUAUCUGUCAGUGGUUGAGUUGCAUUGUGGGUAACAUAGGCGGCAGGUUUGGACAAGGUAGAAGAAUGCGUGGGGGAAAAAAGAGAUGUCUCUGAUUGUGCUACAUUGAUUUUACAACUGUCCAUCAUAAAUUCAACAGUGUUAUAGGUAUGUACUCUUUUAAUACAUGACUCAAUGUUAAUCUGUGCAUUGAAAGUGGUUGCAGUAAUUAUUCCUCCUCUACAUACUGCCAGUAAAGCGAUCUCAGAUUUUUGGAGGAGCAAAAGUAAUUUAACGAUUUAACAGGUAACUAAACUUUUUUUGUGGAAACAUCCACACGCAGAGUAUUUUUAUAUGUCUUAUAACAUGUCCGUCUUUAAAGAUCAAAGCUAAUAUGAGGCUUCAGCUGCUCUUUGUCCCCCUGAUUUUCACAGACAAUUUGACAGACAAACCAUGACAAAUACAACAGAAUAUAACUCAACAGGUUAAAACAUUCUUCUUUCAACAUCAAAUCAUGUAUUCUAUUUUUUUUAUUACUGCUCUUUCUUUUUUUGUUACUAAUUUUGUAUCUUCAUAUGUGUUAAUAAUUUAUUUGUUCCAGUAUGGUUUUGUUGGAGUGUACAAGCUGCUAGCUCCAUUGCCACUAAUUCCAUAUAUAGAGCCUAUUAAAAGUACUCACCCUAUAUGGUUUCAUGUUUUUUUGGUUUACAACGUUGAAUCAGUCAAUCUUUUGUGGCUUUUUUUUGUACUUCAAUAGAAAUAAACCCUUUAAUGUCAAAGUGAGAACAGAUCUCUACAAAUAUAUCUAAAUAAAAUACAAGGAGGGUCCCAUUUCUGUAUUUCCAGUCCAUUCCCUUGUCAAUGUUACUUCCAGAAAAUGCAGAUGUAAUAAGGCACCAUUUUUUCUUUUGCUUUACAUUCCCAGGUUGUUUUUCCAGUAAACACACGGCUGGACAGUUGUGAAUCUGUAUAAUUAACACUGAUGACAGGUAAUCAAUUGCAUCCUUCAAGAAUGACAUCAGGGAAAAGCCAUUUUGUACCAACCUCAUCAAAACCAUGCCAAAACAUUUCUAUUAUAGUCUGGUUAAUUUUCUUUAAUCUACAUGGUGUUAGAUAAUAUAUAUGAAGAACUUUGAGUUUUAAUUAUUUUAUACCUUUCAGUUGAAGAAAUUUAAGAUAAUUUCAUACUAAAAAACACCAACUUGUAAGAUAUUUGGCUAAUUUGGCUAACUCAGACAGACAGCUGAAGCCUUACAUUAGAAAUGGCUAAAAUUUAAAAUUAAUUUUUGAUAGUAACGAGAACUGGGGAUUAGAGUCCCACUAUGAAGGAAUCACUUCAGCAGGAAUAAUUACAGGGACUAUGUAGGUUUAACAUACAGAUAUGCGAGUAAAAAUGCCUGUCUUUGAACCUGUCUUUUAAACCUCAUAUAAUCCUCCCUUAUUCUACUGCUCACUUGCACUGUAUAUAAAGGACAUAUUGUAGUCUUACACAUUUCAAAAUAAUUUAUAGCACAAAGAACAUAUUUCACUGAUACUGUUGGGUUUUUCACCUCACAAAUGGUAAAUGUAAAUUGAUUAGUGUAAAUCAGUGUUUGGUGAAUGUUUUCUCUUUUGUUUUAUAUUUUGGCUCUUGCAAUCAAUAUUUGAUCUUGUGUUCAAGGGCUAAUCUGUAAAUUUCCAUGAAUUCACAGUAAAAUGACAUACAAGAUUGUUUAUGGCUCACACCCCUAGUCAUUUCAAUAUUCAUAUAACUGUAGUUAAAAAAAAAAAAAGAACACUUGGACACAUGGCAUUUGAAGCAACGUCUCUCUAAAGGAUGAGUGAUGCUCUUGUAAAUUAUAGCACUUAUAUUGUUGACGAUGUAAUGUCAAAUGUUAUCGCCCUAAACUCUGUGCCUUUUAUUCUGCUCAGAGGCAAAAAUGCUUUGUAAAUGAACCUGUGCUGUUUUUGUCCAUCUGUGCAGUUUUGUGAAAGUCAGUCUGUGUGUACUGAUUGUUAAAUAGAAGAAAAGCAGAAUUAUACUUUUGUCAGCAUGAACUUUUUUCAGCAUCAAAUGUGUUGAACUGGAUCUUAUUUGGUUUGUACUUGUAAGUUUCUGUUGAUGCAAAUCACUGCCCACUCCAACAAUUGAGUGAUAAAACUAACGUGCCAUGGAUAACAUGCACAAACAGCAUGACAGAACAGAGCUCAAGACUUCCCGGAGAGGUCAUCAGAGGUCUCUCUGGUCCAAAGACUCCAUGUCAGUGCGGAUGUUUUGCAUUACAACAGUCUGGUGCAACACUAGUAUUAAAGAAGAAGUCUGGAUAUAGAUAUCCAUAUUUUUCUUAUCGUCAACAAAAACCAUGAAAACACCACAACCAACAAUGAACUGAUCCUACUAAGCAUCAUCUAUGUAGAAAAAGCUUGAUAAACCUUAUUCUUCUGUCAUAAACCUCCAUUGUUGUCCAAAAACUAUUAAAAACCACACUGUUUCACUGG
Messenger RNA from Micropterus salmoides (largemouth bass), 5750 nucleotides. Its product is annotated as muscarinic acetylcholine receptor M5-like. Gene Ontology annotation, biological process: adenylate cyclase-inhibiting G protein-coupled acetylcholine receptor signaling pathway; chemical synaptic transmission; G protein-coupled receptor signaling pathway, coupled to cyclic nucleotide second messenger. The coding region runs from base 1211 to 2734 and encodes 507 amino acids. The record is from RefSeq and is a predicted model, not a curated record. Gene Ontology annotation, cellular component: plasma membrane; synapse; dendrite. The transcript is spliced from 2 exons. NCBI's taxonomy places the organism in Eukaryota, Metazoa, Chordata, Actinopteri, Centrarchiformes, Centrarchidae. Gene Ontology annotation, molecular function: G protein-coupled acetylcholine receptor activity; G protein-coupled serotonin receptor activity.